AUGCUUAAGGACACGAAACCAAGUCCACAACAAUGGCGACUUCAGCAGUGCAGCACCGUGACUCCAGAUUCUGCGAUAGACUUGCCCACGACGAGUGCUUCGCCUUCGCCUUCCUCGAAUGUCGGCGUGCGUGAAGAGGCAUUCGGCAAUGCCACCGUGGUGUUCUUUUCUACAAAUUGCUCCUCUAGUGCCCUAGAACUAUCCAACGAACCCGGCGGCCUCUCCAAACUCUUCUACUUAGAGCUCGAACCAUGCCCUGUCAACCUGGGUCGUGACCUCGAGACAGAGUUGCACAACCUUGCCAUCCGAUAUCGCCACAAAAGACAGCCUCUUUUGGACGCCAUCGCCGAGAAGACGGCUACUCUCGCACCCUGA
Mesocestoides corti is the source of this 375-nucleotide messenger RNA. Lineage: Eukaryota; Metazoa; Platyhelminthes; Cestoda; Cyclophyllidea; Mesocestoididae. The record is from the annotation of a GenBank genome assembly.